CUCUCUCCUCUCUCCUCUCUAUUUCACUCUCUUUCUCUCUCUCUGGUUUCAUGCCUGUAACUUUGUGCUGUGGAAUUUACCAAAACAGGAAAAGAGGUAAGGUGAGAUACUGGCCUUUUUUUUCCUCAACUUGCUCCUGUUCUGUUGUUGUUUGUCAAGAAGUAAUUAAAGGAGAGAGAAGGGAAUAAGGAUAAAAGGCAAGUCUGGGAGUGUUGAACACUUGUAUGUAAAACCUCCCUUUUUCUGGUUCUGGAAGCGUUUUUGUGGGAUUUCAAUCUUUCUAUUUUUAGAGGUGGUGGAAGCUUUUUUGAGAUUUUCAGCAGUCUCAGUCUUUUGAUCAUCUUCGUUCAUCCUCCUCCUAUUUCGCUGUUCACUGCGCGCAUUUCUCAAGCAGUGAAGAUGGUGAGGGGGAAGACGCAGAUGAAGCGGAUAGAGAACGCCACCAGCAGGCAGGUAACCUUCUCAAAGCGUCGGAAUGGUCUGCUUAAGAAGGCGUUCGAGCUUUCGGUUCUCUGCGAUGCUGAAGUGGCGCUCAUCGUCUUCUCUCCCAGAGGGAAGCUCUAUGAGUUCUCCAGCUCCAGCAUGAAUAAGACAAUAGAGCGCUACCAAAGAUAUUCAAAAGAUGUGCAGGUCGACAGAACAAUAGAACAGAGUAUGCAGCAUUUGAAGUACGAAGCUGCGAACAUGGCAAAGAAGAUUGAACUUCUUGAAGUUUCCAAAAGGAAACUGUUGGGAGAAAACUUGGGGUCAUGUUCUCUAGAAGAAUUACAGCAGAUAGAGAACCAGCUAGAGAGAAGCCUGACCACCAUCAGAGCAAGAAAGACUCAGUUAUUCAGGGAGCAGAUUGAGGAUCUAAAGGAAAAGGAAAGACUCCUGGACGAGGAAAAUGCAGUGUUACGCAAGAAGUGUGGAGGGCAGAAAAUGGAACAUCCGAACCACCAUAGACAAACUGAGUUAUUUGGUCAGAGCAAUCAAAAUGCAGAUGUGGAGACCGAACUGUUCAUAGGGAGGCCUGAAAGAGCAAACACACGCUACCCAUUACAGGACUAUUAGUUGGCAAUGGCCUAGCAUGAUACUAUCCAAUGAUGUUCAACCGAGAAACAGCAAACUAUUAAUUAAUUGCAACCAAGCAUACAAUAACUAGGGAAAUAAUAAUUGGUGCAGUUAUGCGUAUGUUGUGAGCUAAAGGUUGUAGCGUAGAUUAUGAAUUGAGAUCUAGCAGAAACUGUAACAACUCCUCUAUCUACUCCAAUCUUAAUGUGUCAUGUACAUUUUCGACUUAGUUGUUUUAUUCUCAAUGAAUAAACUGGAUUCAAGUGUGAAAAUUGGGUUU
This is a messenger RNA of Nelumbo nucifera (sacred lotus), 1333 nucleotides long. RefSeq names its product MADS-box protein SOC1-like. Lineage: Eukaryota; Viridiplantae; Streptophyta; Magnoliopsida; Proteales; Nelumbonaceae. The record is from RefSeq and is a predicted model, not a curated record. Gene Ontology annotation, biological process: positive regulation of transcription by RNA polymerase II. Gene Ontology annotation, molecular function: protein dimerization activity; DNA-binding transcription factor activity; RNA polymerase II transcription regulatory region sequence-specific DNA binding. Gene Ontology annotation, cellular component: nucleus.